AUGAGUCGUCAGGCCAACUGCAACCAGCAGUCCGGUGGGAGCCGGCGCCAGGGCUUCAGCGGCAGUUCGGCUGUGGUGUCAGGCCAGAGUCGGAUCAGCUCCACCAAGACCUCCCGCUCGGGUGGAAGUGGUAGCAUAGCUUCUGCCUGUGCCAUGAUGGGAGGAAAUUUUGGCAGCCGGAGUCUCCAAAAUCUUGGGGGGAAUAAAAAGAUCUCUAGCAGCGUGGCUGGAGGCACCUUCAGAGCUGGGUUUGGGUGUGCCAGUGGCUUUGGGGGUGGUGGAAGAGGAAUGGGUGGGGGCUUCGGUUUUGGAGGAGGAGCUGGGGGUUUUGGUGGAGGAGCUGGUGGCUUUGGAGGAGGAGCUGGUGGCUUUGGUGGUCACGGUGGAUUUGGUGGCCACGGUGGCCACGGUGGUUUUGGUGGGCUUGGUGGUGGCUUCCCUGGUGCGGGAAUCCAGGAAGUGACUGUCAAUCAGAGCCUCCUGCAGCCCCUCAACAUGGAGAUUGACCCCCAGAUUGGACAAGUAAAGACCCAGGAGCGGGAGCAGAUCAAGACCCUCAACAACAAGUUCGCCUGCUUCAUCGACAAGGUGCGGUUCCUGGAGCAGCAAAACAAGGUUCUGGAGACCAAAUGGAGCCUCCUGCAAGAACAGGGCUCUGGCACUAAGACCACUACCCUCAACCUUGACCCUUUCUUUGAGAACUACAUCAGCAGCCUCAACAACUUCCUGUGUGGGCUGCAGAAUGAGAAGGACAAGCUACAUGAUGAGCUGAGGAACAUGGAGGACUUGGUGGAGGACUUCAAGAAGAAGUAUGAAGAUGAGAUUAACAAACGCACAGCUGCAGAGAAUGACUUUGUAGUCUUGAAGAAGGAUGUCGACGCUGCCUACAUGACCAAAGUGGAACUGGAAGCCAAGGUGGAGAGCGUGACGGAUGAGAUCAACUUCCUCAAGGCGCUCUACAACGCCGAGAUGUCCCAGGUGCAGUCAGACACCAGCGACACGUCCGUGGUCCUGUCCAUGGACAACAACCGCUGCCUGGACCUGGACAGCAUCAUCGCCGAGGUCCAGGCCCAGUACGAGGCCAUCGCCCAGAGGAGCAAGGCCGAGGCCGAGGCCCUGUACCAGUCCAAGCUGGGAGAGCUGGAGAGCACAGCCGGCAGGCACGGGGAUGACCUGAAGAGCACCAAGAAUGAAAUCAUGGAGCUCAACAGGCUGAUCCAGAGGCUGCGGGCUGAGAUCGAGAACGUCAAGAAGCAGAAUGCCUGCGUGCAGACCUCCAUUGCUGAAGCAGAGCAGCGUGGAGAAUUGGCCCUCAAGGAUGCCAACACCAAGCUCCAGGAACUCAAGGUUGCCCUGCAGCAGGGUAAGGAGGACCUGGCUAAGCUGCUGCGUGACUACCAGGAGCUGAUGAGCGUGAAGCUGGCCCUGGACAUGGAGAUCGCCACCUACAGGACCCUCCUGGAGGGCGAGGAAUGCAGGUGA
This is a messenger RNA of Talpa occidentalis (Iberian mole), 1482 nucleotides long. RefSeq names its product keratin, type II cytoskeletal 3-like. The record is from RefSeq and is a predicted model, not a curated record. The transcript is spliced from 8 exons. Lineage: Eukaryota; Metazoa; Chordata; Mammalia; Eulipotyphla; Talpidae. Gene Ontology annotation, molecular function: structural constituent of skin epidermis. Gene Ontology annotation, cellular component: keratin filament. Bases 1 to 1482 code for a protein of 493 amino acids. Gene Ontology annotation, biological process: keratinization; intermediate filament organization.